GAAGUUAGUUCGUAAAACUCUUGAUUUUUCGGGGUACCCAAGAGAUCAUCAAAAUCAAUCGCACUUUCUAUAUCGAAAUCGUCGGACAAGAGAGCCGACAGAUCGUAGCCUAAAUCAAUACCAGAUUCAGCCAUUUUUCACAAUUCAAUGCACAGAUUUGUUUGUAUCAGUUAGGUUGUGUCGCUCGAUGUCAUAUCUCUUCUUAUCUGCCGACGUACUGUUUUAAAGACCGACAGCCAAACAUCAGCCGAAGUUUAUUCAAAUCGAACUCGAGACUGAGUUUCCCUCAUAACAAUGUCAUGGACAAAGUCGACUUUGCGCACGCAACAUACUUAAGUGGGAUUGGAACGCUCCCAUCUAUUCAAAAAUCGCGCUAUAAGCAAAAUUUUUGCAAACGAUUGAGACUCAGCUAAUUUAUUAAAAAAAAUAUGACACAUCAUUGCAAACAUGAAAACCAUCCAAACUAUUGUAUUCGCCACAGUUCUAGUGAAACUGGGACGACUUCAAGAAAAUAUCACUGAUUUAGAUGAAAAGUGGGAAAAGUUUAAGCAAGCAUACAAUAAAACCUAUUACGGAUAUCUUGACACAUCGAGGAAAUUAGCGUGGCAGUCUAAUGUAGAGAAAAUUAAGAGGCAUAAUGAAGAAGCCGAUAAAGGACUGCAUUCCUAUUACAUAAAGGAGAAUCAUUUAAGUGACAUGACCACGCAGAACUAUUUACAAAAAAUGGCAAAGCUGACCAAGAGCACCCAUCGCAAGGUCGACCCUGAAGUAGUGGGUGAUUUAUUCGAGCUCUUCCACCACAUCCCUGAAGAAGUAAAUUGGAUCGAAAGAGGAUUCGAAACACCAUCGUACAAUCAGAAAGACUGCGGCUCUUGUUACGCUUUCAGUAUAGCCAGUGUAUUACAAGCCCAAAUUUUUAAACAAACAGAGAAAUUGGUACCCUUAAGCGAGCAACAAAUCAUUGAUUGUAGUGUCUCUAUGGGUAAUUAUGGAUGUGGAGGUGGUUCACUUAGAAACACUUUGAGAUAUUUGGAGAAAACAGGGGGGUUAAUGGCGUACAGUGAUUAUCCUUAUUUGGCCAGACAACAAAGAUGUCGCUUUGAUAAAAAUAGGGCUAUUGUAAAUUUAACAACUUGGGCCAUUUUACCUGCAAGGGAUGAAAGGGCUUUGGAAUUAGCCGUUGCUAAAAUAGGGCCGGUAGCAGCGUCGAUUAAUGCAAGUCCACACACUUUCCAACUUUAUCAUUCUGGUGUGUACGAUGACGUUGCCUGCAGUUCAAACCAUGUGAAUCACGCAAUGCUUAUUGUGGGAUAUACAAAAAAUGCUUGGAUUUUGAAAAAUUGGUGGGGUAAACAUUGGGGCGAAAAAGGGUAUAUGAGGCUAAGAAGAGGGAAAAAUCGUUGUGGAAUCGCGAAUUAUGCUGCUUAUGCUUUAGUCUAAUUGUAAAAGAAUUGUGUAUAUUGGAAACCUUUUAUUAUUUAUUUGAGAUGACAUUCAACAGUAUACUGAAACAUUUCGUUUUUUACAAAUUUAAAAAAUAUUAUAUUCAAAAACGUUAAUAAAUCUUUAACAUUGUCAAAUAUUUAUAGUCUAAUAUUAAUUUAUUAAUUGUACAUGAAAUUUUACAUACAUUAAAAGCAAUAAAAACGUGUAUUUGGACUCUUGUAAGAACUAAAAGAAAAUAUACAAACAAGAAUCAAAAAACUGUUGACAUGUAUCAUCAAAUUUUUACAGAACAUUGUUUAAAUUUGAAUACCCAUUAUGUCUCCAUUAAUCACAAUAGAAAAUGAAAAACAUCACUAUCUUUUAUAUAACUACGUUACUGCACCAGACU
This is a messenger RNA of Tribolium madens (black flour beetle), 1834 nucleotides long. RefSeq names its product procathepsin L. Bases 448 to 1440 code for a protein of 330 amino acids. The transcript is spliced from 6 exons. Lineage: Eukaryota; Metazoa; Arthropoda; Insecta; Coleoptera; Tenebrionidae. Gene Ontology annotation, molecular function: cysteine-type endopeptidase activity. The record is from RefSeq and is a predicted model, not a curated record. Gene Ontology annotation, cellular component: lysosome.